AUGCCAUCUAGAUUUACUAAAACCAGAAAGCACAGAGGUCACGUCUCAGCCGGUAAAGGUCGUAUCGGUAAGCACAGAAAGCACCCGGGUGGUAGAGGUAAGGCUGGUGGUCUACAACACCACAGAAUCAACAUGGAUAAAUACCAUCCAGGUUACUUCGGUAAGGUUGGUAUGAGAUACUUCCACAAGCAACAAGGUCAUUUCUGGAGACCAACUCUAAACUUGGACAAGUUAUGGACUCUAGUCCCAGAAGAAAAGAGAGACGAAUACAUGAAGUCCUCUUCUGCUUCUGCUGCUCCAGUCAUUGACACCCUAGCUGCCGGUUACGGUAAGGUUCUAGGUAAGGGUAGAAUUCCAAACGUCCCAGUCAUUGUCAAGGCCAGAUUCGUUUCUAAGCUUGCUGAAGAAAAGAUCAAGGCUGCUGGUGGUGUUGUUGAAUUAAUCGCUUAA
Maudiozyma saulgeensis is the source of this 450-nucleotide messenger RNA. The record is from the annotation of a GenBank genome assembly. Lineage: Eukaryota; Fungi; Ascomycota; Saccharomycetes; Saccharomycetales; Saccharomycetaceae.